AUGGGUACAAGUCCCACCAACCCACCAGGAUCCUUUUUAUCCCAGGCUUGUGAGAGGGAUCCCCAGUGUGGGAGCGGGACCUGCUGCGCCGUCAGCCUCUGGCUGCGGGGGCUGAGGAUGUGCACCCCCCUGGGACAGGAGGGGGACGAGUGUCACCCCUUCAGCCACAAGGUGCCUUUCUUUGGGAAACGCCAGCACCACACCUGCCCCUGCUCCCCCAGCUUCACCUGCUCCAGGUUCCUCGACGGCCGCUUCCGCUGCUCCCUCGACUUCAAGAACAUGGAUUUUUAGGCUGCUGCUCCCACCUCUCCAGCCCCCAGCACCCACUUCUCACCCUCUUCCAUGGCCUUUGGGUGCCCACGUAGCUCCAGGCAGCUUUAAAAGUGCUUUUCCAAGCUAGGCAGUGGUGUUAGAAGCUGUGUUGUAUGGGGAAACUGAGGCACGGGCAGGUCAAGCUGCUCCCACAUGCUCCAGGAGCUGGACCCAGCUCCAGCAUCCAAAACCAGCUUGAAGAAGACCUGAUUGACAUGACUUUCACACUUUCUGCUCAUGCAUUAGGAAAGACAAAACUCAGAGAGGCAGAAACUUCCAUUUUGGGGGGGAGUUUUAGCACUUUCCCUGCAAUUCCCACCCAACAAACCUUUUCUGUCCUGAUAAUUCCCAUCUUGGUGUUGCUCUGUUGGGUCUUAUCAACCUAUUUUUGGUCUCCAAGCUGGUGCUGGAUGGUCUAAUCGAGCUGGGAAUGCAAAGAAAUUGUUAUCAAGUAGAAUUAAGGAAUGUU
Apus apus (common swift) is the source of this 781-nucleotide messenger RNA. RefSeq names its product prokineticin 1 (gene PROK1). The coding region runs from base 1 to 291 and encodes 96 amino acids. The record is from RefSeq and is a predicted model, not a curated record. The transcript is spliced from 3 exons. NCBI's taxonomy places the organism in Eukaryota, Metazoa, Chordata, Aves, Apodiformes, Apodidae.